This is a messenger RNA of Punctularia strigosozonata HHB-11173 SS5, 1290 nucleotides long. RefSeq lists its product as uncharacterized. Bases 1 to 1290 code for a protein of 429 amino acids. The transcript is spliced from 3 exons. Lineage: Eukaryota; Fungi; Basidiomycota; Agaricomycetes; Corticiales; Punctulariaceae. The record is from RefSeq and is a predicted model, not a curated record.
AUGGCUGCUCGCAACCAGAUCGUCGUAACAUCGGAGCACUUCUUCCCAGAACUACACACCACGGUCGGCACCGCCGACAGUGGAGGACUGGAAGCCCCUGGAUACGGGUUCGUGAAUCGCAUCCUGACGGCAUGGGCGCUUUCCGCUCGCGUGUCAGCCAAGAAGGGCACCGAUGGAGCGCUUGCGAUCUACCCUCAGUGUCGGAUAGACUCUGCCUACAAGAGCAAAAUUCAGGAGAACGAAUGGAAGGUGCCGGACUUUGCGGCCGUUAUCGCCUCGAGGAACGCCGACACAACGAUGACACAGAGGCUGGUGUAUACAUGGGAAUGUAAAAUUAGUAAAGAGGCCAGAGGCUGGUGGCAUGCCGGGGCCCGUGCCUCUGCCGUCGCGGCCACGUUGGUGAACCUAGAUCAGGUGGAGCUCCAAGCCAAGGUGGCGAUGAAGGCGUUCAAGAUCAAUAAGUGUUUUGCUUUUCUCCGUGUAGAUGCCCACUUCUGCUUGAUACGGUUCUUCAAGCCCAGCGCUGGAAGGCGGCGAUCCAGCACUGCUUUGAGCCAACAACCAGACCCCGGCUCCAUUUUGGGUCCAUCUGAUAGCAAAGCUAUGUCGAACGAGCAGCACGAGUCGGUCCCUAGCUCGCAGGUUCGGCCCAAAAUCCAUAUGGAGUUCAAGUUCUUCGUUCGGCCGAUCUUCGUGGAUGCAGAUUCCUCCACGACGCUACGCCUUAGUCCUCAAUUUCUUGGCGCCUUGCGGGAGGUAGGCCAAGCUGCAGCCAAACAUGGAUUGUCCUUUCCCGAGGAUACCUUCUUUACGGUGGCGCAGGAAGACGAGGAAGCGGCAAGGCCCGGGGACCACGAUGAAGGGAUGCGCCAGUGGAACGCAUACAGGAAGAAAAUGGCCGGCGGAAAUGCGGCGGAACGCGCGUACAUGGACGGGAUCUCCGGAUCCAGUGCCGCGGAAACGAGCGGAGACGAUUUUUCGGAAACCCCUUCCCUCAAAGAUGGGCUGGACGAAAUGAAGGCAGCCAUUGAAUCGGGACAGAUUCAACCGGCCCCGGAACGCCUACGGUCCUGGCCAGGGAAAGAAGCCGCCGAGGAGGGCGAAGUAAAGCGAUCAGCCACACCGGAAGCUAAGGCGGUGCAGGGCGGAGUCACAGUUGCGGGGUCGGCGGGCAAGGGUCGGGUUGUACGAGAGGCGAGCGCGGGUCAGGUAGCGGAGGCACCAAGUCAACGUAGAGCGGGACAGGGCACUAGUAAGUCUGCUUCUAAACGCGGAGGCACCAAGAAAUAG